Protobothrops mucrosquamatus (brown spotted pit viper) is the source of this 1315-nucleotide messenger RNA. RefSeq names its product cysteine rich with EGF like domains 1 (gene CRELD1). The record is from RefSeq and is a predicted model, not a curated record. The coding region runs from base 10 to 1251 and encodes 413 amino acids. NCBI's taxonomy places the organism in Eukaryota, Metazoa, Chordata, Lepidosauria, Squamata, Viperidae. The transcript has 10 exons. Gene Ontology annotation, molecular function: calcium ion binding.
GACCUGAAAAUGGCUUUUUCCAGGAUGAAGAUCCCACCUGCUCUGUUCUCCUUCCUCUUGCUAUUCCAGUGGAUGCCAAACUCUGGUAGUUCCCAGCAAGAUACCUGCCAGACCUGUCGGGGUCUUGUUGACAAUUUCAAUAAGGGUCUGGAGCGGACACAGCGAGAGAACUUCGGGGGCGGGAACACAGCCUGGGAAGAAGAGAAGCUUGCCAAAUACGCCAACAGUGAGACACGUCUGUUGGAAGUAUUGGAAAGUGUGUGUUCUACAUCAGAUUUUGCCUGCCACCAGCUGCUGGAGCGAAGUGAAGACCACGUGGAACAUUGGUGGUUUCAUGAGCAGCAGCAGCAUCCAGACUUUUUCCAAUGGCUGUGCAUGGAUACCCUGAAAUUAUGCUGCCCAUCUGGCACCUAUGGCCCUGAUUGCCAGACCUGCCCUGGGGGUGCCGAGAAGCCUUGCAGUGGAUAUGGGCAGUGUGAUGGUGAAGGCACAAGUGGGGGCACUGGCCUCUGCAUGUGUCAGACUGGCUACGGUGGUCCCUUUUGUUCUGAGUGUGGAGAUGGCUACUAUGAAGCUGCUCGCAAUGACAGCCACCUGGUAUGUGCGGAGUGCUACCGGGCCUGUGGGCGCUGUUCAGGCCCCGAGGAUACCAGCUGUCUACGCUGCAAGAGAGGCUGGAUGCUGCACAACCAACGAUGCAUCGACAUAGAUGAAUGUGGCACCGAUAUGGCACACUGUCGCAGCAACCAGUUUUGUGUCAAUACAGAAGGCUCCUAUGAAUGCCGAGACUGUGCCAAGCCUUGUAUUGGCUGCAUGGGUGCUGGGCCUUCUCGCUGCAAGAAAUGCAACAAGGGCUACCAGCGAGAUGGUGUCAAAUGCCUUGAUGUGGAUGAAUGUGCUGGUGAAGUGGAGGAACCUGUGUGUACGGGCGCCAACGAGGUUUGUGAGAACACAGAUGGCAGCUAUCGCUGUGUUUGCGCUGAGGGACAUCUACGCAAAGAGGGGAUCUGUGUGGAAGACAAACCCCCAGAUGCUCCUGAAAAAGGAUUCUUUGACGACAUUACAGAUGACGAAGUGGUUGUGCUGCAGCAGAUGUUCUUCGGGGCCAUCAUCUGCGCGCUGGCCACCUUGGCUGCCAAAGGAGACAUGGUCUUCACUGCCAUUUUCAUAGGUGCUGUGGCUGCGAUGGCCGGCUAUUGGAUGUCGGAGCGCAGCGACCGGGUUCUCGAUGGCUUCAUGAAAGGGAGAUAGGGCUUAGGCAGGGUUCACUCCCUUAACUGCUUCCUGCCUCAGAGAGCCAGCUGGGGGGGCAGGA